Molecule: messenger RNA, 1818 nt
Organism: Oryza brachyantha (malo sina)
Lineage: Eukaryota; Viridiplantae; Streptophyta; Magnoliopsida; Poales; Poaceae
Product: 6-phosphogluconate dehydrogenase, decarboxylating 1
Exons: 2
Coding region: 95-1540 (481 amino acids)
Biological process (GO): pentose-phosphate shunt; pentose-phosphate shunt, oxidative branch
Cellular component (GO): cytosol
Molecular function (GO): NADP binding; phosphogluconate dehydrogenase (decarboxylating) activity
Source: RefSeq, a predicted model, not a curated record
GAGGAGUGAGGGAGGGAGAGGGGUAGGUGGUCGACUCGCAGCGCGCCGAUUUCAUCAGCCAGCCUGAGCCAGAUCUAACGCAGCUGAGGUAGAGAUGGCUGUCACUAGAAUUGGUCUUGCUGGCCUUGCGGUCAUGGGGCAGAACCUUGCCCUCAAUAUCGCGGAGAAAGGGUUCCCCAUCUCUGUCUACAACAGGACGACAUCUAAGGUUGAUGAGACUGUUCAGCGCGCCAAGGCAGAAGGAAACCUUCCUGUGUAUGGCUUCCAUGACCCUGCAUCCUUUGUGAACUCCAUUCAGAAGCCACGUGUUGUCAUCAUGCUUGUCAAGGCUGGUGCACCAGUGGACCAGACCAUUGCAACUCUUGCAGCACACUUGGAGCAGGGUGACUGUAUUAUUGAUGGAGGAAAUGAGUGGUACGAGAACACGGAGAGGAGGGAGAAGGCAAUGGAGGAGCGUGGCCUCCUCUAUCUUGGGAUGGGUGUUUCUGGAGGAGAGGAGGGUGCCCGCAAUGGCCCGUCCUUGAUGCCUGGUGGCUCAUUUGAGGCUUACAAGUACAUUGAAGAUAUUCUUCUCAAGGUGGCUGCCCAGGUUCCUGACAGUGGUCCGUGCGUCACAUACAUUGGCAAAGGUGGAUCUGGAAACUUUGUCAAGAUGGUUCACAAUGGAAUUGAGUAUGGUGACAUGCAGCUGAUCGCUGAGGCGUACGACGUUCUCAAGUCGGUUGGUAAGCUCACAAACAGUGAGCUGCAUCAGGUGUUCUCUGAGUGGAACAAGGGCGAGCUCCUCAGUUUCCUGAUUGAGAUCACAGCUGACAUAUUCAGCAUCAAGGAUGACCAGGGUGAAGGCUACCUGGUCGACAAGGUCCUGGACAAGACCGGGAUGAAGGGAACCGGGAAAUGGACCGUGCAGCAGGCUGCCGAGCUCUCUGUGGCUGCUCCUACAAUUGAGGCAUCCUUGGACUCCAGGUUCCUCAGUGGGCUGAAGGAUGAGCGCGUCGAGGCUGCCAAGAUCUUCCAAGGUGACUUCUCCAGCGACCUGCCAGUGGACAAGGCGCAGCUGAUCGAAGACGUGAGGCAGGCUCUCUACGCCUCGAAGAUCUGCAGCUACGCGCAGGGCAUGAACAUCAUCAAGGCCAAGAGCAUGGAGAAGGGGUGGAGCCUCAACCUGGGCGAGCUCGCGAGGAUCUGGAAGGGAGGGUGCAUCAUCCGUGCCAUCUUCCUGGACCGCAUUAAGAAGGCUUACGACCGGAACUCCGACCUCGCCAACCUGCUCGUGGACCCUGAGUUCGCCCAGGAGAUCAUGGACAGGCAGGCGGCAUGGCGGCGGGUGGUCUGCCUCGCCAUCAACAAUGGCGUCAGCACCCCGGGCAUGUCGGCGAGCCUGGCAUACUUCGACUCCUACAGGAGGGACAGGCUGCCGGCCAACCUGGUGCAGGCACAGAGGGACUACUUCGGGGCUCACACCUACGAGAGGGUCGACGUUCCCGGCGCCUUCCACACCGAGUGGUUCAAGAUCGCCCGCGCUGCUGCCAAGAUGUGAAAUGAAAUGAAUGCUUCAAAUUUUCGGUUAAAAUUUGAAUUGCUACUUGCUGCUGAGUCACUUGUAGCGGGGAGGAACUGUUGCUGAAAUUUUUAUGGUUAUUGUGUUUAUGGUUAAUUUGGAUAAGGAGGUCCAUAGCUAUCUCCAUUCUUUUAGUGUAAGCAGUCCAGGGUGGAGAGAACAUGGAUAUUUAUUGUUGGAACCUUUGUUGUGAUGAUCUCUGUAAGUUUAUCAUAUACUUAUAUAUGAAUAAAUUUGCAUUUUGGCAUGGUUGUUUU